CGUAAAUCUAGGUUUAAGAGGAACAAUCUUGUGAGCUAUUCAGAUUCUUCUGAUGAGGAGCAAAAGGUUGCAGCUGAUCGAUUGAAGAGCAGCCAACCUGACAAGGAGAGAAAGAUUCCAACAUGGAGAAAAACCAUCAAAGAUGUACUGACCAGCGGUGACCUGAGUAACAAAGUCAUAACUGGGAAGGUUGUACAGAAAUCUGCUCUGCGCACAUAUGAAACCCAACAGGAGGAGAAAAAGUUUUUCUUUUAUCUGGGAGUCAGUGAUGAGACAUCCUGCAUUAAAGUGAUGGUGUACAGAAAAGAUCGCCAUCAAGAUAUCCAGGAGGGGAGCUGCUACUCGUUCAGAAAUGUAAUCAUGGAAGAGGAUCUCAUGAAAGUUACCAAACGGAGCAAAGUGGCAGAGACAGGUCCCAUUGACAUCCCUGAGGAGCUGGAGAUGGAAGCUGGGAUGCUCAUUUAUCACCAGAAGCCAGUUUGCAGCAUAGCAAAGGCCAAAGAGUAUGCUGACAAGACAGCAGUGAGUGUUGAAGGAACUGUAACAGAGAUUGGUCAUGUUGAACCCAUCAAAGUGAAGAACCAACGGAGGAAGAAAGACAAGCAGGAAUUCCAACUUAAUGAUGGCAAAGAUUCCAUCAGGAUCACCUUGUGGGGCAAAGACACUGCACAACUCAGAGGAACAUCAGAUGGAGACUUUGUCAGAGUGACCAACGUGAAGACCAAUCACUACUAUAAAACCGUCUCGCUGAACUCAACCGAUUUCACCAGAAUUUUCAAGAUUCAAAGUGCGCCCAUCCAGAAUGUGACAAUUGAGAUUAUAGGAAUCAUAAAAGCCAAUAUGAUGGAGACUCAACUGGAAGCAAGCUUCAACGACCAGGUGGAAACGCUUGUUGUGUCUUCUAAACAUCUGGCAAAGGCGUUUGGUGUCAGACUGGACGGUGAUUUUAAAAAUAGGCUAAUUGAAAAAAACUCUCUCUAUGCAAAAGUAGAAAUACAAGGAAGUACAAUCAUAAGAAUCACUGCAGCUGAAGAGAUGUGAAGUAAGGAAAAGGUCAUCUAAAUACCUUCACAUUAAGCUGGUUUAAGUCCUAUUUAUCAGACCGAUUUCAGUUUGUACAUGUUAAUGAUGAAUCCUCCGUGAAGGCAAAAGUUAGACACAGAGUUCCACAAGGUUUAAGUACUUGGACCAAAUCUAUUUACCUUGUAUAUGCUUCCUUUAGGUAAUAUUAUUAGGAAACACUCCAUAAAUUUUCAUUGUUAUGCAGAUGAUA
Messenger RNA from Thunnus maccoyii (southern bluefin tuna), 1273 nucleotides. RefSeq lists its product as uncharacterized. The coding region runs from base 292 to 1041 and encodes 249 amino acids. The record is from RefSeq and is a predicted model, not a curated record. NCBI's taxonomy places the organism in Eukaryota, Metazoa, Chordata, Actinopteri, Scombriformes, Scombridae. The transcript is spliced from 7 exons.